This is a messenger RNA of Quercus lobata, 1299 nucleotides long. RefSeq names its product plasma membrane ATPase 2-like. The transcript is spliced from 7 exons. Lineage: Eukaryota; Viridiplantae; Streptophyta; Magnoliopsida; Fagales; Fagaceae. The record is from RefSeq and is a predicted model, not a curated record. Bases 75 to 542 code for a protein of 155 amino acids.
GCAGUAUCUAUAACCAUACGUAUAGUGAUGGGGUUUAUGUUACUGCAUUCUGGAAGUUCAACUUCCCUUCUUUUAUGGUCCUGAUCAUUGCCAUUCUUAAUGAUGGUACUAUCAUGACAAUUUCCAAAGACAGGGUCAAGCCGUCUCCACUUCCCGACAGUUGGAAGCUUAGUGAAAUUUUUGCUACUGGGAUUGUUUUAGGCAGUAACCUUGCUCUGAUGACUCUUAUAUUUUUCUGGGCGAUUUAUGAAACAGAUUUCUUUGCGAGGCAUUUCCAUGUAACAAGCUUGAACCAGCAUAAUCUCUCAGAUUCGAAGGCAAAAGAUCUGGAUGCAAAGCUAGCAUCUGCUGUGUACCUUCAAGUUAGCACCAUUAGCCAGGCUCUAACAUUUGUGACUCGCUCCCAGGGCUGGUCAUUCACGGAAAGAUCUGGACUUCUUCUUGUUGCUGCCUUCCUUGUAGCUCAACUGAUUGCAACAGCAAUAUCUGCCAUGGCAUCAUGGGAAUUUGCUGGAAUUGCAUCCCCUGCCAUGGGCACGUGAUUAGGAUUUCUGCAAAAGGAGUCCUUGCUUGUGCAUAAGCUGGCUUGAGCCAAGUACUCUGCUGAUGGACACAAACCCAAGACACAACAUGGUAAUGGAGAGAAACAGAGAGAGAUAAGAACUAAGAAAAAAAAGAGAGAGUUAGCCAUGAGUCAAUUGCUUCCAUCACGAGAGAGAGAAAGAGAAGAAAAAAGAAAAAGAAAAAAGGUUGGAGAGAAAGAAAGAUGCAGAUUUUGUUUUGGUUUAGCUCAUUCAUGAACACCACUAUAUUUAUCGUUAUUUAAAGUAUAUUUAUCUCAUUUAGAUGUAACUUCUCCACAUGGGUUAAUCUUGCAUGUGGAUUAUAAUUUUCUUUCUUUCUGGUUUGUUUUAAUUUGUUAUAUGUAGUCAUGUUGUUUCUCUUGCUCAUGUUAUUGUUAUUUUAAUCUAACUUGAAAGUCAAUUGCGCUAAGAAAUCAUGACAUUCACUUAUAGAAGAAUGAGAAGUUAUGAUGAUAAAGAUUUAGGGUUGGAUUUUGGGAUGAUUCCUUCGGGUUUUGAUAUGGGUGGUCAAGUUUUGGUGAUUUGAAAGGAAUUGAUUGGGUUUUAUGUUUCUGAUUAUAUUUUGAUUGUGGGUUGUUUUCAUGCUUUCUUGAUUGUUGGCAAGUCUAAAAUCUUUGCGGGAGAGGGCUUGGUCAUAGGCGAUAAGGAUGGUUUUGUAAAAUUAGUGUUUCAUUUUGUUCUUUAAUGUAUUCAGUGUAAUUUGAUUGAAAUGUUA